Solanum pennellii is the source of this 1028-nucleotide messenger RNA. Its product is annotated as 50S ribosomal protein L30. Lineage: Eukaryota; Viridiplantae; Streptophyta; Magnoliopsida; Solanales; Solanaceae. Bases 179 to 505 code for a protein of 108 amino acids. The record is from RefSeq and is a predicted model, not a curated record. Gene Ontology annotation, molecular function: structural constituent of ribosome. Gene Ontology annotation, biological process: translation. Gene Ontology annotation, cellular component: mitochondrion; large ribosomal subunit. The transcript has 3 exons.
UUAGCCCAAAUUCCAAAAAGUAACAACAAAAUUGAAGUAACCCACCAAUAUUUUGCAGCCCAAUUGGGCAAAACCCCUUAAACCUCAGGGCAUUUGCUGGAAAAAAAACCCAGAGGAGCAGACUUCUCACUUCAGAGAGCAAUUCGCCAAAAAAGCAGAAGCGGUAAAGCAGGAAGAUAUGAGUGCUUACAACGCUUUUAAAGCUUGUGCUCCAGUUGCAUGGAGCCCUAAUCUAUACAUAACCCUUGUAAGGGGUAUACCAGGCACUAGGAGGCUCCACAGGCGUACCCUUGAGGCAUUGCGUCUUGGCAAAUGCAACCGGACUGUAAUGCGAUGGAACACACCUACUGUUAGGGGAAUGAUUCAGCAGGUGAAAAGAUUGGUUGUCGUUGAGACAGAAGAGAUGUACAAUGCACGUAAGGAGAAAUUAGCUAAUCAGAAAGCUCUACGUCCUCCUUUGGUUGUAAAUCAUCACGCGGCCCCUGCAGGUGAUCCAGUUCAGUAACUGUUGAAACUCUUUUCUAGUCAGUUUUGUAAUGGUCCAACGAUGUAGUAGCCUAUUCGGACCUUUUGCUUUAAGCAUGUGCUAUGAAAUUGCAUUGAACUUUUGUAUUAAGGUGGUGGUUGUUAUUGUUUUGGCUAUCAACGAUGCCUCUGGAACAAUCUAGAGAGUUGAUUAGGUCCUUACUGGAAUAAGGAACUUGAAGAAAGCUGAUAUAAGCUCGUAAACUAAAAACUGGUUCUAGCCCGUUGAUACGAGGCUAUCAGGAAUGAUUCUGUGGUCAUGGUUAAAGAAGUGCAAUGAAGGAUUGCUUUAUGUUUAUGUCAUGUUAGGAACAACCUUUGAUUUUUCGGGUUUUCUCUGUGAACUUUGGCUCGAUUUUUACUGCUUUCUGUUUCCUUCCCUUAGCUUCUAUCUUCUUACUUGUCUUCUCUAUUCAACCUCGAGUCUGUACUGGUCUUUCUGUUAAAAAAAAUAUGUACUAAUAUCACAAUAAUCUUUGAAUAAAAGGAAGAAAUCAAUGUUA